CAGGAGCGGAGGAAGAAGAGGAAAACGAGUAGGGCUUCUUCGUUCGAUCUGAGUCUAGAGAGAGGAUUGUUUGGGUUUUUGGGGUUAGAUAAGAUACUAUGAGCGGCGGCGGUGGUAGCAGUAAUGGGAAGGGCAAUAAUGGAGCACCGUCGAUCCCGGUGACAUCGAGGAAGAUGGUUCAGAGUUUGAUGGAGAUUGUCAACUGUCCUGAACAUGAGAUCUACGCCAUGCUUAAAGAAUGUAAAAUGGACCCGAACGAAGCCGUUCAGAGGCUACUCGUUCAAGAUACUUUUCAAGAGGUGAAGAGAAAACGUGAAAAGAAAAAAGGGGUCAAAGAGAUUAUGGAAUCCAGGUCUCGAGGUGUCAGCAGUGCUUCAAAUCGUGGAGCUAGAGGUGUUCCAGACCGUUAUGUUGGACGUGGUGGCUCAUCACAGUUCAGCUCUAGUGAAUCUGGAGUUUUGCAUGGUAAACCUGCAUACAAGAAAGAAGAUGGGGCUAGUGCCAUGUCAAGUUCUAUGUCCUUUGCACCUGGUUUGGUGGGAAAUAAUAUCUUCAGCGAUUCUGUUACUGCUGAAAGUAAACCACAUGCUGUGAGCACAGGUGAUGGUGUCUCUUUGUCCUCACAACCUUCACCAGGAUUUCAACCUGCUUGGGUGGGGGUCCCAGGUCAAAUUUCCAUGGCUGAUAUUGUUAGGAUGGGUAAGCCCAAGGCUUCAAGGACACCAAUUGUGUCAAAUGAGGCUUCGUUUCCACCACCUAGUGCUGUCAUAAGAAGUACAUCACAGCAUACAGUCAAGCAUCCCCUUGCUUCUGGAUAUCUAUCAGCAGAGUCACAACAUAACGUAAAUUCAUCUCAAGACACUGCUUCCAAGGUUCCGGAGGAAAACCAUGAUCCUGGCAUUGCUACAAGCCAGCAUGUUUCUCAUGAUGAAUGGCCCUUGGUUGAGCAGUCCCAGGCUGCCAGUGGGUCCUCUGUCUUUGAACCAUCUGCUGCCUCUGAGGUUUAUGCUGAUACAUAUGUUGAUAGAGCUAAUCACUAUUUAACAUCCCUAUCAGAUGAAGUCCGAGUAUCAGAGGAAGAUGUUACUGAUGAAAAUCUUGGUACAGAUCAUGCUGGAUCUGCUUCUGCAUCUAAUAAGCAUAUGAAGGAAGACAGUUCCGGAGGCACAUCCAAUUUUGAUAAUGCAUCAUUCGAGAACAUGAGUUCCUUGCAUCCUCACAGGAAUGCUUUUGAGCCUCAUGAAGAAAUUAGUAGCAGCUUGAACUUAUGUGUUCCUAUUUAUUCUGUAUCUUCAGUUGAGGAUAUCAGUGUAGCAGUGUCAGCAGCAGCUGUAGACUUGCCGCAAUUGAGUUUACGGAAUGGUGAAAUAGGUGCGCUGCCUACGGAGGAAAACCCUGCUGUCAUAAUCCCAAAUCAUUUGCAAGUCCCUAGUGCAGACUGCUCACACUUGAGCUUUGGUAGCUUUGGCUCUGGUAUCAGUGGUUCAUUUUCUGGGUCAUUUGCGUCUAAAACCUCAAAAAGUAACUUGGAAGAAACCCCUGUGGCUUUAGAUGGUUCAUCAGUUCCUCACUCAGAGACCAGAAAUCCUGAGUACUAUGGAGAUGAACAGCAGAUCCGAACCACCUCAGAUGGGAAUGUUGAUCCUAGAACUGGUGCCAAUACUGGGUUUGAGUCACCUUCAUCUUCACAACCUGAGCUGAUGAAACAAGAUACUGCAGAAGCUGCACAUGGGCACCAGUAUCCCUUUUCGUCUUCUGUACCUGGUUACACAUUUGAAAACACCACACAGCCAAAUACUGCAUUUCCUUAUGCACAAACAAAUUCACAGAUGCAGAAUCUCACUCCUUUUUCAAAUGUUAUGCAAUCAUAUACAAGCUCGUUACCGAGUAAUUUAUUGGCACCGGCUAUUCAACCUGUGAGGGAGUCUGAUAUCCCCUACUCACCUUUUCUUGCGAAUCAGUCCAUGCCCACAAAGUACAGCACUACUGUAUCUUCUGUCAGUGGCUCAUCUGCUUCCAUGCCAGAGCAGACUAUAAGGCCAGGUAUUUUUUCUUCACCCCAGCCAACUGCUCCAACCUUGCCUGGUACCAGCAUUGCCACAGGACCUGCACUUCCUCAACAUCUAGCGAUGCACCCUUACUCUCAACCAACUCUUCCUUUGGGUCAUUUUGCGAACAUGGUUGGUUACCCUUUCCUCCCCCAGAGCUAUACAUAUAUGCCAUCUGCUUUGCCAUCUGCUUUCCAGCAGGCAUAUACAGGGAACAAUGCCUACCAUCAAUCUCCAGCUGCAGUACACAGUGCUGGCAUAAAGUACAUGCUCCCACAAUAUAAAAAUAGUAUUUCAGCAAGCAAUUUGCCACAGUCUGGUGCCGUUGCUUCUGGUUAUGGAGGCUUUGGGAGUUCAACCAACAUUCCUGGAAGCUUUCCACUGAAUCAGUCCUCUACCCCGCCAAGCACGACCAUUGGUUAUGAUGAGGUUUUAAGCUCUCAAUACAAGGACAGCAAUCAGUAUGUCCCUCUUCAACAGAAUGAGAACUCUGCCGUUUGGGUCCAUGGGCCUGGUUCAAGAACAGUGUCUGCCCUUCCAGCAAACACAUACUACAGCAUCCAGGGGCAAAAUCAGCAGCAUGGUGGAUAUCGACAGGGUCAGCAACCUUCACAGCAUUAUGGAGCAUACCCAAAUUUCUAUCAUUCACAGCAAGGGGUUUCACAGGAACAUCCACAGAAUAACCCGAAUGAUGGGACCUUGAGUGGUUCUCAAGGUGCACCAUCUAAGCAAUCUCACCAGAUCUGGCAACACAGCUACUAAUCAGUUCUGGUUUUUCAGGGUCUUGUACUGAGUUUGAAAGUGGUCAAUCAAGGUGCUACCACGGUUCAAUCAAAUAUAUUUAUGUUGCUUAGAGUGUACGGGUUUCCUCAACUGUACAUAUUUUGAGCUCUUGGUUGGCUACUACCCUGUGCCUAGAAGUUGUAUUCUACUACCUUCCUAUUGUCAGGUUAUGUUUUCUUAACAUAGGAGCAUGCUUGCUAAUUUGGGUUAGUGUUUUAACUUCUCCCUUGAUUCCCUUGUUUUUCAAAAAUAGUGAGGAAAGGUUUUCUCUUUGGACAGUGAGAUCUGUAAUAGUGAUAUUAUUAAGUUUAUCUAGCCAUAGUUUUUUUU
Telopea speciosissima is the source of this 3161-nucleotide messenger RNA. Its product is annotated as GBF-interacting protein 1-like. The transcript is spliced from 10 exons. NCBI's taxonomy places the organism in Eukaryota, Viridiplantae, Streptophyta, Magnoliopsida, Proteales, Proteaceae. The record is from RefSeq and is a predicted model, not a curated record. The coding region runs from base 99 to 2810 and encodes 903 amino acids. Gene Ontology annotation, molecular function: protein binding.